GCAGCAGCAACAGCAAAAACACCAACAACCAAAUGAAACAGCAACAACAACUCAAGGCGGCUUUCCACGUGUGUGUGUGUGAACAACAACAACAACAAGCGAAAAACUUUAGAAAAACUUACAACAACUUUUUGGACUUGGAGCAUUUUUCGAUCACAAAAGCCUAAAAAUUAUUUUGUGUUUCCCCCCCAUUUUCGUCGUCUUAAAAAAUCAUUUAACAAAUAUAUACAAAAAACAAAAGCAAACCACAAAAACCAACAACAACAACUAAAACCAUGCUCUAAGGUUGUGUUAAAAGGAAACUUCUCCUAUUUUGCAACUUCAUUUUCUGAUUUUCCAAACAAAAUUACAACAAUUUUUUCCAAGUGAAAAUUUUGUGCGAACCGCAACAGUAACAAAAAACAAAACAAAAAAAAAUCAAGUGGAAAUAAACAAAAUUUCAAUUUUAAUUCAAUGCAAACAGCAAGUGCAACAUCAUCAACAACAACAACAAAUUCACCCAAAACAACAACAAGAACAGCGGCAACAACAACCAAACCAACAACAGCGAGAACAACGUUUUGAAACUGCGGUGUUUGGCGUUUAUGCAUAUUCUUCAAAAUUCCAAAUUUCAACGAAGAAGAAAGCGUGUAAAACUCAAAGAGAAACCAGCAAAAAGAAACCAAAAAUCUAAUGGCAAACAAAAUUCAUACAAUACGCAAUCUCGGCUAAUCGAAAGGCAACUCUACCAAGAUCAACUCUAACCAACAAGACGAACACGCUACAACUCUGGCAGCGCUCUCUGGCUAAUAAUAUACAAAAGAAAAAGAAAACAAGGAAUCAAUUUGAAUAUUCUCUCUAUCCCUCUCUAAUCACACACGCACACGCAUCUGUCUCUCUCUCUCACACACACACACACAAACACCCACAAAUUCAACCAACUGGACCAAUUAAAUGUUUAUGGAUACAACAACAACAACAACAUCAACAACAACAUCAACAACCACCACACAAAACAAUUAGAUAUCACAGAAUAUUUAACCAAAAUCGAAGUAAAACAAUUUGAGUUUCUUGGGGCAACAAAACUAAAAAAAAAAAUAAGGUAAAAACUUUCGAACUUGGAAAUAUUUUCAAAUUUUCGGUAAAGCCCCAUCAAAAAGGUAUAAAUAACAGUGUUGUAAAACAGCCUCCAAAUUACUAUAUUUCGGUGUGCGAAAAUUACAAAAAUAUUUACAAAAAGGCGCAGAAGAUAGUCUCAGAUCAGUCAACAAGAACAACAACCGGCAAACAACUGCAGCGACAACCAAUAACAACAACAACAACAACAAGUACAGCAAAUACAACAACAUCCUGCAACAAACAACAAUCCAAAAUCGACGAAGACGACGGCCCCCGACAAAAAUCAAUUGGAAAAUUGAAACUUAUGGAUUGCUGGACGGGUAACGCCCGACUGGCGAGUGUUUUAGUUUAAGCAGCGUAAGCUGUCACCGACAUGGGCAGUGAGCACUACUGCUUGAGGUGGAACAAUUACCAAUCCAACCUGUUAGGGGUGUUUAGUCAAUUACUACAAGACGGGAGCCUGGUGGACGUCACACUAGUUUGUUCAGAGGGCACAUCCAUCAGAGCCCAUAAGGUGGUCCUCUCGGCUUGUUCCUCGUACUUCCAGAGCCUGUUCCUGGAGCACCCCGAAAGACAUCCAAUUGUGAUAUUGAAGGACGUCCGUUUUGCCGAGCUGCAAACCUUAGUUGAAUUCAUGUACAAGGGCGAGGUGAACGUGCAAUACUGUCAGUUGUCCGCGCUGCUCAAGACAGCCGAAUCCCUAAAGGUCAAAGGCCUCGCCGAGAUGACGAACCAGAACACGACGCUGCGUGAACCCGAACGGGAACCGGACCGUUUGCGUCCACAGGGUGGCGGUGGUAGUGGCGGCUCCGCUCACAAGGCGGCCGAUAGUCCGGCAACAGCACUCGAUGCCACAGCGGCAACACAGGCGGCGGCUGCUACGGCAACGGCAACUGCGGCGGCGGCAACAUCGACCUCAACCUCAGCAAUAUCUGCGGCGGCAUCUACAGCAGCGACAGCAGCAACAUCUGCGGCAACAACGGCGACGGCGGGGAGCAGCAGCAGCGGCAGUAGUAGUACAACCACAACGGCGGCAACCACAACAGCAACCUGUGCCACAUCAGCAACAUCCACGGCAGCAACAUCCUCGGUGACAGCAGCAACAUCCGGUGUUGCGCACUCGGAGGAGGCAACAUCAUCCUCAUCGGGCGGACAGAAACGGGAGGCAAGCGAUCGCUGCAGUCCCACGCCUGCUAAACGCUCCUCCCGAAUGCAUCCGACGGACAAGGAGGAUUUAACGGAGGACCGAGAUCAAGAGAGAAAUCAAGCGGAUGAGCUGCUAACCGAAGAGUUGUUGGGUCGCAACUUAAAAGACGAGGAGGAUGACGAUGUGGAGGAGGUGGAUGAUCUGGACGAGAAUGAGGAGACGAUGCUGAGGGGUCAAGACGAAGAGGAAGAAGACGAAGAUGAAGAGGAUACGCCACUGGAUCUUCAAAGACCUAAUGUCGAGCCAAAAAGUGCAGCAGCAACAGCAGCCGGAACGCAGCAGGGCGGCAGCAACAACCUAAGCGGCGGCAGCAGGAACACUUGCAAUACCAAUAACAGCAGCAGCGGCAGUAGCAGCAAUAACAACAAUAAUAAUAACAACAACAACUCCAGCAGCAACAACAACAACACUAAUAGUGGGAAAACCUCAGCGGCUAGCAAUGGCGGUACUGCAACAUCCGGCGGUACAGCGGAUUCGGUGGUUGCUGUAGAUGACGAUGACGACGAUGAUGGAGAUCAUCACCAUCAUCACCAGCGACAAGCGGACGAUCGUUUGGAGCAGGAUGUCGAUGAGGAAGAUAUGGAUGAUGAUGUGGUUGUCGUGGGCACUGCCACCACCGCGAUGGUCAGGGGCUUUGCCCAGUUGGCACACCAAAACUUGCAGAGGCUCCACCAUACAACGCACCACCAUUCGCAGCACCAUCAACAUCCGCAGCACCAUCAACACCCACAGCACCAUCAUCAUCCGACGCACCACCAACAGCAUUCGGAUGACGAGGAAGCUAUGCCCGUGAUUGCCAAGAGCGAAAUUCUCGACGAUGACUACGACGAUGAAAUGGAUCUGGACGAUGAUGAUGAGGCGGACAACAGCAGCAAUGAUCUUGGUCUCAAUAUGAAAAUGAGUGGCGGUACGGGCGGCGGUGGCGUUGAUUUGUCCACUGGUUCCACCCAGAUACCUUCCCCCCUGAUAACCAUGCCAUCUUCAUCGGCGGCAGCGGCAGCCAUGGAAUCGCAACGCUCCACACCGGCCAUGUCGUCGGUACAGGGAGCUGGAGCGGGCGCCUCUGACCUCAGUAUUGGCGGCUCUGGCGGCCGGCCGGCGUCAAGAAGUUCUCGCGACGGUGGCGGUAAUGAUGGCAGAGGUGGAGCAUCUUCGUCCAGCCUGUUAAGUCCCGGAACCGUGGCCAAUCUUCUGCCCGUGCAAUCGGUGCCAUUGAGCCUCAAAAAGGAGAUCGAUUGCAGUGAGGAUGACAACAGCAGUCACAGCAGACACAUGCAACAGCGUUCGGCAUCAGCUGGCGGCGGCCUGGGCGGCGACCUUGACUACCGCGCCUCCCACGAGUCGGAAACGUCCGAAUCGCCCCACCAACAACAACAGCCCCCACCACACGCUGUGGGCGUUGGGGCGGGCGGUGCCUCAGCGGCCGCAGCAGCCGCCGCUCUGCUGCACCAACAGCAACAGCAGCAGCAGCGUACCCCACACAGCCCCCCGCCGCCGCCUUUGCACAUGUUUCCGUGCCUCUACUGCCACAUGGCCUUCCCCAACAAAUCGAAACUCACCCGCCACCUGCUGACGCACUCACUGAAGACGCUCGAGUUCCGUGAACCGCCCACAACGGCAUUGCUUCAUUCGCAUCUCCUUGGCGAUCUCAAUAUGGCCGCCGCCGGUCUACCAUCGCCGUUUGCCUUCCAGAUGAACGCGGCCGCAAUGGCGGCAACUUCCGGCAGUGAUACACAGGAACAAGUUGCAGCGGUUGCUGCUGCCUUUGGCAUUGAUAUGGAAGCGGCGUUCCAAAGUUUGACGGCCAGUUGCCUGGAUGCAAGCGCCAUUGUUAGUGGUGGUGUUGGUGGUCAGGGAGCUGUGGUCCGUUUGGCCACAUCCGCUGGAAAUGGCGGUGGCCUGAUGCUAGGAAGCGGUAGCGGCGGCAGUGGCAGCGGAUCGGGGGCUGGAGCGUUAACGGGUGGCAGCGGCGGCGGUGGCGGUAGCAGCGUUGGUGGUGGUGGUGGUGGCAGUGGUGGCGGUACAGCCACUGGCUCUUUGUCGCCAUCAACAUCUGCCGCAGCGGCAGCAGCAGCAGCGGCGGCGGCGGCAGCGGCGGCCGCAGCACAAUCGCAAUCAGCGUCGCUGCUGGGCGCCGCGUCCAGUGAUCCGAAUAGUGUUGUCAUGUGUAAGUUCUGUGCUAAAAGUUUUCCCGAUGUUACAUCACUGAUCACGCAUUUGUCGGUACAUACAGGUGAUCGACCAUUUAAAUGUGAGUUUUGUGGCAAAGCGUUUAAGCUGCGCCACCACAUGAAAGAUCAUUGUCGCGUGCACACCGGCGAACGGCCAUUCAGAUGUAAUAUGUGUGGGAAAACAUUCUCGCGCUCAACGAUACUCAAGGCGCACGAGAAAACGCAUUUUCCGAAAUAUGUGCGCAAGUUUUUGUCACCCAGCAGCCCGGUCGAUACAAAGGAUGAGUUGCCGCAAUAGUGAAACGAUUUUAGUUUGUUAUUAAAUUAUUAUUAUUACUACUAUUACUAUUAUAAUAAUAACAAUAACAACAGCAACAAUAACAACAACAAUGCAAACUAUUUGCAAAACACCACGACCAACAACAACAACAACAACAACACCAACAAUUUCAAUUACAACAACAAUUGAUGAGGACGAUCCAAAACAAGAACUUUGACUUACUUAAGGAGGAAAAUGAUAAAGCAGGAAUAUGAGGAGGAAGAAGAGGAGGAGAGACCAAUACAACAAAACAAAACACCAACAUACACCAACCCAGCCCAAUACACACACAGACACACACACAACCACAUAUAUGUAUAUACCGUUGAAUCCAUGUAUAUACAUAUGUAUAUAUUUUAUUAAUUAUGUAAAACGAGGCAUCAGUUCGAAAAGUUCUGAUCGAACAGAAACUCUAGCAAAUAGGAAAGAGACAGCAAAACACCAACACACUUACACACACACAGACACAAUAGAGCAGGCAGGCUAUAACCGUACACAAAACAUCUAUAUAUAUAUAUAUUAAUAUAUACAUUAUAUACAAUAAUUAUAUAGCAGCAUAUUGUCGAAUUGUUGAAGUUUAUACCAAGAAGCAAACUUGUUUUUUUUUUGAUGAUGAUAGGGAAGAUGAUGAUGAUACAGGAUGAGUCUUUGGAGACAGAAAAAACUAUGAGGGAAUGAUAUAUAUAUAUUCCCUUUUUUUUUGGAUGGCAUGAAAAAAAAAAGAAGAAUGAGUAACGUUUUUUCUACCCAGGCAGAAUAGAGAGAACGAGAAGAACAGCUAAGGCGAGCGUGAGAGUUGUAGCAGGAAUCUAAUAAAAAUGAUAUAUAUAUACAUAUAUAUAUGAUAUAUAUAUUUUUCAAAAGUAUAUGUUAGAGAAUGUAAGACAUAUAGGCAAGAAUGAAAAAGCGCAAAAAAAAGAAAAAGUGAAAAGAAAUUUACAAAAAAUACUUUGAAGAAAGAAAAAAAACAUAAAAAAUUGCUAAACCUAUAUAUGAUGAUAAAAAUUGAUCUAAUUGAAUACGAUUUAGUAAUGCUAAACAAUAGCGAUUUAGCGAUAACGAUAACGAUAAACAUAAACGUAAUGAAAAGAACAGUGAACACACGUGAUGUAACUUUUUAAGUAGCAGCCGAAGCCGAAGGAUCCGAUAACGUAGAAUGUUGACGAUGAUAAUAAAGCGUUAAAGUAGCUUAAAGUAAACAUAAAACUCCCCCCCUCCCCUUCUCCAGCCCCCAUAACACUAGCAAAACAAAAACACAGACACACACUCUCAAAAAUCAGUAGAAGCAAAGUGAACUGGUGAUGAAAACACACACACACACACACAACAACACCAUCAAAACAAUCCAAAUUCGAGUAAAAGCAAAGUGAACUGGGGGACACAUCCGAAAUUUAAGCAAAUUCAUCAAAUGUAGCAUACUUUUGUGCGACUUCGGUUUUAACUUUUUCGAACAAGUGAACGCAGUAGAACAUACAUAUCCCCCCUACAAAAUACACCAAACAACAACAAAGAAAUAAAGGAAACCAAAAGAAAAACAGGCUGGAUCGGCUACAGAUCGAAUCGCUAUAUAGAGGACUCUUUUCGAUAGUGAGUUUAGUGCAACUUUAGGCAACCCCUGAACCCCCCUCGCUCACACACACACACACACACGCGUAUAUUGUACACUCACAGAACUUAUUAUAUACAGUAACAUAUACAUAUAUCUAUAUACAAUAUUUAUAUAUCUAUAUAAAACCAGAUGCAGAAACCCGAAAUGAGACAUUUUUUGGAAUUCAGAUAAAAUUUGAAAGCGAAAAAAAAGUAAGAAAAUGAUAAUGAAACAGCAGCAGCAGCAGAAUUACAUAGAAUAUCUGUGAUCUUAACGAUAUUUAUAUAAAUCUUAUACAUAAACCAAAAAAUAUAUAUAUAUAUGUAUAUGAGUAGUAGAGGGAAAAAAAACAACCACACACACACACACAACACACACUAGGAAUACCAACUAAGUGUAGGCUGUAGCGAAGAAAACAGAAGAUUUGGCUUAAAGAUCACCCAAAAACUCACAUAUUUUACUUUUCUAAUUUUUGUUUACCAAGUUUACUUUGCUUUGAAGAAAAGAAAAGAAAAAAAAAGAAAACCACAAACCCUUUUGGCUUUUUCGAUAAUGAAAUGUGCUAGUAACUAAAGCAGAAGGGCAAGCUUAUAAGUAAUUAUAGAACUUUUUUUGUGUUAUCACGUUAUCACGAAUUCUUCUCUGUACUUUGGCUUGAAGGGAAGACGAAGCUCUGAAUAUUCUCGCUGAGAAAACCUUUUCCAUCCAAUUAAGAAGUGCUUAGCCCGGCAACAACAACAGCAAACGAAACAACAAGAAAUGCAAAUCGAUCUCAAAAUUAUAAACAAAAUGAAAACAAAACAAUUAUCUAUAAAAAAAAAAAAUAAACACAAAACCAAGGAAGUUUGUGAAAAACUUUUGUGGCUAGGGCUAAAAGCGUUUAAAUCGAGGAAAAUAUAUAAUCAAUUAACUGCGGUUGGGGCAAAGAUUUUUUCUCAAUUCAAUUUUUUUUUUUUUUUUUUUUUUGGCAACGAAUUGGGAACAGAAAAAAAUUAACAAAUUUUUAAAUAAGAAAGAUAUUAAGAAGAAAAAAGAAAGCAACAACAAACGCACACUAUAAGCACGCUAGGCAAAAUUCAAAAUUCUAAAUUUUAAACCAAAAAAAUAAAAAAGCGAAAACUUUUUGGCAAAACAAACAAAAAACGCAAAAAAUGGAAACAAACACACAAAAACUUUUGGAUUAAACAAUUUGGCUGUGAUAGCAUUACAAGAAUAGUAAAUAAUUAAUAAAAAAAUAUUUAACCAAAAACAAAAAA
Molecule: messenger RNA, 7639 nt
Organism: Drosophila eugracilis
Lineage: Eukaryota; Metazoa; Arthropoda; Insecta; Diptera; Drosophilidae
Product: sex determination protein fruitless-like
Exons: 8
Coding region: 1472-4774 (1100 amino acids)
Biological process (GO): regulation of transcription by RNA polymerase II
Cellular component (GO): nucleus
Molecular function (GO): protein binding
Source: RefSeq, a predicted model, not a curated record